UUCAUGAAAAAAUGGAUGCAGAAAAUAAGAGUAGAGCAGAUCUUGCUCUCCCAAAUCCACAAGAAUCCCCCAGUGCACCUGACAUUGAGCUCUUGGAAGCAUCUCCUGCCGGUGAAGCUCUGCCAGGGAAGCCAGCACCACCCCCACCACAGCAGACAUGGCAGACAGUUUUGAAGAGCGAUUUGGAGUUCCUGGGGGUAACACAAAUUCUGGUUGGUUUGGUAUGCCUUUGUUUUGGAACAAUUGUCUGCUCCUCAGUGUACAUGUCAGACUUUGAUGAUGAAGUGCUUCUGUCGUAUAGAGCAGGCUAUCCAUUCUGGGGAGCAGUGCUGUUUGUUUUGUCUGGAUUUUUGUCAGUUAUGUCUGAAAGGAAAAACAGCCUGUAUCUGGUGAGAGGAAGCCUGGGAGCAAGCAUUAUCAGCAGCAUUGCUGCAGGAAUAGGGAUCAUCAUACUGAUUCUCAACCUGAGCCACAAUUCUGCCUAUCUGAAAUACUGUAAGGAUCUAAAUGAGGAUGAUGGCUGCUUUGUGACUGCUUUCAUCACAGAAAUUGUGUCGAUGAUGCUGUUCCUCACCAUGCUGGCCUUUUGUAGUGCUGUGUUGCUCACUAUCUAUAGGAUUGGAGAAGCAUUCAAGAGUAAUAAGGUCACAGAUGAUCGUCUUUAUGAAGAACUAAAUGUUUAUUCACCAAUUUACAGUGAGUUGGAAGACAAAGGGGAAAUGCCUUCUCCGGUUGGUUCUUAAGAAUUAGGGGACCAGAACAGUUCAAUUCAUAGUAGAAUCCUGAAAGACUUUUACAAAAUUAUGGAAAAAUUAGUUUGCUCCACUUUCUGUCAGUUUUACCAUUAUUCUCCCAUGCCAAUGUUUUAGUAGGCUGCCUUUGAUCCUCUAAAUAUCCCCCUUUUGUGGAUAGCAUCCACUCCAAGUUUCUUGUUUUUUGUGUCACAAUCUUACAAAAAUUUGUUCUGAAAAGCCAUCAAGGAAUUAGUUAGCUUUUAUUGUAUGUCUACGACCAUGAACAAAAAGAAAACAAGGAGGAAGUAGGCUGAGAAAUUAACUAAACUUAGAAAAUCAGGUAAUACUUUUUUUUU
Molecule: messenger RNA, 1090 nt
Organism: Phodopus roborovskii (desert hamster)
Lineage: Eukaryota; Metazoa; Chordata; Mammalia; Rodentia; Cricetidae
Product: high affinity immunoglobulin epsilon receptor subunit beta
Exons: 7
Coding region: 12-743 (243 amino acids)
Biological process (GO): cell surface receptor signaling pathway
Cellular component (GO): Fc-epsilon receptor I complex; external side of plasma membrane; plasma membrane
Source: RefSeq, a predicted model, not a curated record